This is a messenger RNA of Parnassius mnemosyne (clouded apollo), 636 nucleotides long. Lineage: Eukaryota; Metazoa; Arthropoda; Insecta; Lepidoptera; Papilionidae. The record is from the annotation of a GenBank genome assembly.
UUGCUAAAAGCAUCGUUAUUUUAUUUUAUUUUGUGCAAUAUUCAUGACAUUACUAAUGAAGAUGGCUCCCAUGUUGAGGUCAGAGCAGUGUUUAUUGAUUGCGAGCUUGACGAAAGAAAAGACGUAUCAUGUGAUAGUGAUAAUUCAAGAUUUCAACGUGAAGAAUUAUUUAAACACAACAUCUUACGAGAGUGUAAGAAGAAAUUAGCUUUGACUGUUAAGAUGAUUAGCGAACCUGGUAAAAGCUCAGGCGAUGAAUACAUUCCAAUUGAACACGUUUUCGAUGGGUCCAAGAAGAAGCGAGUUCGGCUUCUUGACCCUUUUGUUCUGCGGCUUCGUCGGGAAGAGCCUCUACAAGCGUACAAAAUCCGAAGGAUUGAUACAGUAAGCGGUAUUUUAACAAACUCAGAUGACCAUGCGUUUCAAGAAAUAAACAAAAAUAGUCGUAUGCGACGCACGUCAAAAACUUUGACGUCUAAUACUGACGAUUACAAUAUUGUACCUUUGCAGAUGCUGGAGCGUAGAAAACGUGGUCUUGAAACUUAUUUCAUUCAAGACAAUAAUGCUGGUAGAGAUAUGUCAAACGCAUCUUCAUAUUUUGAUGGUAAUAUUAUAAAAAUAAUUUUGUUUUUAUAA